CGGCUCGGCUUCAAACAAACUACCGUGAGGCGAGAGCGGCCUGUGGGGCCCCGCCCCCUCGCCUGGGUCUGGGGGCCCCGCGAGACGGUGGGCGGGUGGGGGCGCCGAGAAUAGGGCGGGGCGCAGUGGUCGAGUGACGGCCGGCCUCACCUACUCAGGGAGCGGGCCGCGUAGCGGUGGACCCCGCAGCCGCUGGGCGGGGGCGAGGGCGAGGGGCGACCCGGCAGGCGGGGAGGGGGAGCCCGCGGCUGGGAGACGCGGAGGGGAGGAGGGGGCGGGCUCCCAAUCCGGUUCCAUCCGGUUCUCCCACCACCCCCGCCGCGUGUCCGAGCAGCUCGGGCGGCGGGAGGAGCGGCUGUGGUUAGGCUACUCAGCUUCGCGAAGGCUCUCGGCGCGCCGCGGCCUUCAGGCACACGGCUCUCGCCCGCCCCGUCGCCACGAUGCCCAAGAGGAAGGUCAUCUCCGCGGAGGGGUCAGUAAAGGAGGAGGUAAGACUCCAUCCCGCUCCGUUCUCCGGGGGUGGUCUCGGUUUGCUCCAUACCACGCAUUCCUUGCUCAUUUUAUAUACUUCCAAAGCUCAAGAGGAGAUUGGCAAAGCUAUCAGCUACUAUGGAAAUGAUGUUAGAGAAAAAGCAAAUUCGAGCGAUUUUCUUAUUUGAGUUCAAAAUGGGUCAUAAAGCAGCAGAGACAACUCGCAACAUCAACAAUGCAUUUGGCCCAGGAACUGCUAAGGAACGUACGGUGCAGUGGUGGUUUAAGAAGUUUCGCAAAGGAGAUGAGAGCCUUGAAGACGACGAGCGUAGUGCACGGCCAUCAGAAGUUGACAACGACCAAUUAAGAGAAAUCAUCGAUGCCGAUCCUCUUAAAACUACACGAAAAAUUGCCGAAGAACUCAAGGUCAACCAUUCUACGGUCGUUCGGCAUUUGAAGCAAAUUGGAAAGGUGAAAAAGCUCAAUAAGUGGGUACCUCAUGAGCUGACUGAAAUUCAAAAAAAUCGUCGUUUUGAAGUGUCAUCUUCUCUUAUUCUACGCAACAACAAUGAACCAUUUCUCGAUCGAAUUGUGACAUGCCACGAAAAGUGGAUUUUAUCUGAUAACCGGCAACCACCAGCUCAGAGAUUGGAUCGAGGGAAAACACUGAACUUGUACCAAAAAAAGAUCAUGGUCACUGUUUGGUGGUCUGCUGCCGGCCUUAUCCACUAUAGCUUUCUGAAUCCUGGCGAAACCAUUACAUCUGAGAAGUAUGCUCAACAAAUCAUUGAGAUGCACCAAAAACUACAACACCUACAGCCAGCAUUGGUCAACAAAAAGGGCCCAGUUCUUCUCCACGACAACACUCGACCACAUGUCGCACAACCAGCCCUUCAGAAGUUUAAUGAAUUGGGCUACGAAGUUUUGCCUCAUCCACCAUAUUCACCUGACCUCUUACCAACAGACUACCACUUCUUCAAGCAUCUCGACAACUUUUUGCAGGGUAAACACUUCCACAACCAGCAGGAUGCAGAAAAUGCUUUCCAAGAAUUUGUUGAAUCCCGAAGCACAGGUUUUUACGCUACAGGAAUAAACGAACUUAUUUCUCGUUGGCAAAAAUGUGUUGAUUGUAAUGGUUCCUAUUUUGACUAAUAAAGAUGUGUUUGAGCCUAGUUAUAAUAAUUUAAAAUUCAUGGUCCAAAACUGCAAUUACUUUUGCACCAAAUAAACAAUUUGUUGUUUAUAAGUCA
Messenger RNA from Capra hircus (goat), 1721 nucleotides. Its product is annotated as histone-lysine N-methyltransferase SETMAR-like. Lineage: Eukaryota; Metazoa; Chordata; Mammalia; Artiodactyla; Bovidae. The record is from RefSeq and is a predicted model, not a curated record. Gene Ontology annotation, molecular function: nucleic acid binding. The transcript has 3 exons. Bases 610 to 1623 code for a protein of 337 amino acids.